AUGUCCAAAUACAAAGUUACGAUCAAACCACAAAGUUCAUCCGAUGUAUUGGAAAAGAAGAAGGAGGUACUUUCUCUACUGGAUAAACCAGAACAAGUUGAUUCCCUGCUAGCUUUGUUAGAUGAGGUAUUUUCCAACAGCAAUGUAGAAAAGUAUUCUGCCAUCAGCAAGGAUGACCUUGCCUUCCUGCUUGAAGCUAGAUGCAAGGCUUCAUUGAUAAGGGCUGAUCAACUCUCGGAGAAGGAAGAAAAGAGGUUGGCUAUAUUGAAAGCCCUGAAUAGUGGACAAGAAUGUGUUAUUAAUCAACCAAGUUUUGCUCCUGGAUAUGUUUUGUAUGGUGAAGCUUUUGUUAGUUUUGCAAAAUUGGGUGAUCACGACAAGGUGUUUGAUGAUAAGCAGGAAAGAGAAUUAAUCAAGAAUAUUAGAGAAAUUGUUGUGCAGACACUAAAAUCUGCAUUGGAUAUUGGAGAAAUUUCCAAAGCACAAAAAGGUGAAAUUCACAACCAAAUUGCUAAAUGUUUGGAAUCUAUUUUCUGUUCAGUUGAUGAUUAUGUGGAAGGAGAAGAUCAGAGUGAAUUGAGUAUUGAACAGGUUCAACAGCUCAUGUUUGCAAGACAAAAUUUAAUGUUCAGUGGUGGAAUGGACGUUCUGGAAAGGAAGGCAGACGAACUCGUGGAGAAAGUCACUGCCUCACCAAAUACUCAUCUCAGAAGCAAAAUGUACCAGUUGAGAAUUCAAGUUUUGAACUUUAGACCACACAUUUGGAGAAGAGUCAAAUUACCUGGUUCUAUUACUCUACAAAGUUUGCAAGAUCGUGUUAUUUCACCUGUUCUUGGAUGGUGCCGAAACUAUCAUGCCUACUAUUUUAGAAAAAUCCCAUUCGAAAAGAAAGACUCUAAAAAUCAAAGAAUGCCACAACCAGACCUAGUAUUUGGUCCAAUUUACAGUCAAGCUGUAGACAAAAUGCACGAGUUUAGUCACAACAUUUACACUGCAGAUGAUACAAAGGUUGAACUAUUCCAUUUACUUGAAAAGGACGUGGUGGUGGAGGUUCAAGAGGAGCUGGUGGAUCAUCUUCUGGAGGAGGUUCUAGAGGUGGAGCUGGAAGUAGUGGUGGUGGAAGAUCAUCUUCACCAUCUGGUUCAAGGAGGUGCUAGUAGUGGAAGAAGUUGUCUAUCAAAUUACAUCCAAUUUAUUAUUGGAAUUCAAUAA
Messenger RNA from Naegleria gruberi, 1212 nucleotides. RefSeq lists its product as uncharacterized. The transcript is spliced from 2 exons. Bases 1 to 1212 code for a protein of 403 amino acids. The record is from RefSeq and is a predicted model, not a curated record. NCBI's taxonomy places the organism in Eukaryota, Heterolobosea, Eutetramitea, Acrasida, Naegleriidae.